UAAGCAGCUGCUUGAGACUGCGAGACUUUGUCGUAACAACAUACGAGAACAAACCUUUCGAUGUCCAUUAGAUGGUAGAGGCCACCCCCACAGUUAUUGGUGGAGAGAUCCUUGACCAUUCUCAAUGCGUCGAUGGUAUUGGCGCUUUCCAUUCCUUUGGAACUUUGCGGCAGCAUGGUACUUGGCGAAUGCGGAGUGGUGGCAGUUGGAAGAGCUGCAUGCGAGGCUGACGUCGGAUUGGGCCGAGUUGGAUGGUGCGCCACUUAAAAAGUGGGCGCAAAGCCAUCAGUUGGAGGAAUUGCAGCGGACCCUUUGCGAGAGCUCUGCAUGCUAUCAGCACCGCUUUCUGCGAGCCGUGCGGGAGCAUUUGAGUCAAGACUUGAGCGGCAGCUUGGAGCCCUUUGCCGCCCUGUUCCUCGCGACCUCUUCUCGUGAUGCCUGCUGCGGACUGCUGAAGAGCAUUGCCUGGGCCGUGCUGGAGGACUGGCACCGUGCAAAGGAGAGCUGGCAACAUGCUGAGGCUCACCAGUUGGGCUUGGCUGCUCCAGGGGGCGUCGAACUUCUGUUCUUAGCCAGACGCUGGGGCGCGCCAAGCGCUGUGUGUGAGCUUGGGGAUGCAAUCCAGCAGGUCAUCGACGACUGGAAGCAGGACGAGACUCGCUGCCAGCAUGCGGCUGUGCUUGAGAUCCACGACGGCGCCGGCGGCGCCGGCGCCCGCUGUGCAGCCCUGGCGCUCUCCGCGCUGAAGGCCGCCUGCGCCACUUGCGCCACCUGCGCGCCCCGCAGCUUCGUGGUCGGUUCCGCGGUGGAGCCGAUCCAAGAGGUCGGAGUGGAGGAGCUGCCGAAAGACUUGGAGUUGGCCAUAGUAAUUGUGGAGCGGGCUCACGGCCAACUUCAAGCAUUGAAGUCUUUGGCGACUUACUUGAACUCUGAUCAAGUCUUCGGCAUCCUCAUCCGCCUCCAGAAUCCGCGCAUUGACCCUGAAGCUGAUGAUCCACUCUCCAUCUAUGAAUUCUUGGUCUGGCAUGGUUUCCGCGUUGCAGAUGUGAGUGCCCCGUCGGGGUCCGUGUUCCGCUCCGUUGGCGAGAUGCAGCAGGCGGCCGCCUCGGCCGCGGCUGCGGGCGCGACGCUGCGCCUGGUGGCGCGCCCACGGCGUCGGGGUCCGGUGGCAGUGCCUCCAGGAGCGGUGAUGCAGGAGAGCUGUUUGAUGCUCGACCGGCCCAACAGCUGGGCUGAGGUUGAUAUGGCCCCGAUCGAACGCCGGGUGUCCUCUUGGGCAGCCUGGGCGAAGCGCGCGGGUCAGCGGCCGCGGAUUGGUGUGAUGUUGUCGUCCAAUGCCUUCAGCCACAAUGAGUUCGUGAUGGGCGCCCAACUGUUGGCACAUCCGCAUGUCCAGGCGAUCUUCCCUUUGAGCUUUCACCACGCAUUGCAGCUGGGGCCUUUGGGCCAAACUCACAGGAAGCAGGUGGUGCUCUUCAACCAACCACCUCUGCACCUUCUUUGCCGCCUGGCAGCUGCCCAUGUCUCCAUCGCCAUCCAGUCCUUCCGCUGGCUGCUCCGUCUGGCACGCGGGAACCAAGGGGGGCGGUGCAGCACGCCGGUGAAGCUGCAUUUGGAGGUGGACACCGGCAUCGGACGCACGGGUUUGAAAGGUGUCCUGGCAGCGGGUCACCUGGUGGCCAAUGCACCGUGGCUCCGGUUGGAGGGGCUCCAUACCAAGCUUUGCUGUAGCAACGACGCUUCUGCCACGGCCCGCUCCUUGCUUUACCUGAAAUCCCUGGAGCUCCGUCUGCGCGGUUUUCUCCGGGGCUUACGCGGCGGCAAACGCGCCGCAUUCCGCGUGCAUGUGGGUGGCGGUUUGGCGGCCAACCUGGGCGUGGCGGAAGCGUUGAAACACUUUCGCGGGUGGACAGUGCGGCUGGGAGAAGGCAUCUUCCAGGAACAGGAGAGUCUCAGCUGGCAUACGACCAUCUCUGCACUGCAGCUGCUCAAAGACUCCACGCUCCUCGGCUACUGCGAUGCCGGCACUGACUGUGGUGCGCGCCCGGUGGCGGCCGGGUGGGCGGCGGUGCUGCCGGUGGGUUUCGCGGAGUUCCGAGGGGAGGUGGUGUGGAGCUCAUCUGGGACAGAGAUGCGUGUGCUGAACUCGGGCGCCAGCACGACUGUAGUGCAACUGCCGUCCGAAGCGUUUGCACCAUCCACGGUGCCGGGCUUUCGCGUGGGCGACGUGGUGACGCUCUGCCGGCGCUGCCCGCAGCACGCGGUGCCCUGGGCCGUGCCACGGCGCCUGCGACCCACUGCGGCGCCUGCGACGCCUGAAGAGUGCUUUGCGCUGGCGUGGUGAAGAACGUGAGCUGCUUUUUUUCGGAGACGAAUCAGGAUUUCCACGACGUCUGGAGGUUUGGAGCUCACAGAAGUCAAGCUGCAUCAGUCCAUUUUGGUUGAAUGCUGCACUCUUUCUUGCAACGUUCCGACUGCAGUGACAUGUGAGACCCCCACUUUCAAGUUGCUGUGCCAUACACGUACAGCACGACUUCGGCGAAGCUGCGAAGACUGCGAAGACUGGACUCGUUGGAGUUUGGAGUUGAAGUAAAUGGUGAAGAAGUUGGAUGCGAUCCACAACUCAUAGAGUUGAGAGAGGACGGGCGCCUAUGACGUCUGGCAGCAAAAGUCGCAGUCUGCCGUCAUUUUAGGCAAUUGCUUCACUCCUAAGAAUCCCUACUUGGAGGCCAC
This is a messenger RNA of Durusdinium trenchii, 2733 nucleotides long. Lineage: Eukaryota; Dinophyceae; Suessiales; Symbiodiniaceae. The record is from the annotation of a GenBank genome assembly.